UCUCGAGGACUGCUGCUGUUGCUAAUGUGUCCGCGUCACUGUGAAAUCUUAUGUUUGGGGAAGCAGCAAACAUAUUUUCAUUAGGAGUAGUUUUUUCACGUUAAGGAGGCUUGAGGUGUCUCUAUCUUUUCUUCAGACAUUGUCAGGUUGAACCCCCGUUGACUUUAACCUAUGGUGUCGUCAGUAAACUGAAACGAAAACGACUGAAUUGGGUACAGACUGCAACUACUAACUUUUAUUUUACAAGAUGGAUGAGAAAUACAUUUCCAAAACGCAGGAAAUAUCGACAGUGCUGCUCGAUGAAAGCAAGUACCAGAACCUUUUUAAAGAGUACGCAUCCAUUAGAAGAAUCCGAGGAGACGGUAACUGUUUCUAUCGAGCCUUCGCCUUUGGAUGUCUGGAAGCAGUAAAAAGCUCAAGUGGAGCGCAGAAGUUUAGAGAGGCGGUGAUGCGCGGUCCCGCAGAACUGUUGUCGGCUGGUUUUGACGAGAGCGCCUUUAAACACCUGUUCGAUACAUUUGUUAAUGUUUUGGAGCGCUGUGAGGCGGAAGACAACCACAGCACAUUAUUUGAACUCUUCAACGAGCAAAGCACCUCAGACAGUGUGGUUCAGUACCUCAGGUACCUCACCUCUGCCUACCUGCAGAACCACAGCGACUUCUUCCAGCAGUUCGUAGAGGCACCCAGUCUGAAAGUGUACUGCACCCAGGAAGUGGAGACCAUGGCGAUGGAGUGUGACCAUGUGGAGAUCGUCGCCCUUUCAGAGGCCCUGGGUGUGGGCAUACGAAUUGUUUCCAUGGAGGGGUGUAAUGGGGACCUUAAUCACAUUACAAUUCCAACUGGAACAGAACCCAUUUUGCACUUCCUAUACAAACAUUCCCAUUAUGACAUACUUUACCAAGUUGCUCAGUCUUAA
Scleropages formosus (Asian bonytongue) is the source of this 916-nucleotide messenger RNA. Its product is annotated as ubiquitin thioesterase OTUB2-like. Gene Ontology annotation, cellular component: nucleus. The coding region runs from base 248 to 916 and encodes 222 amino acids. The record is from RefSeq and is a predicted model, not a curated record. Gene Ontology annotation, biological process: protein K48-linked deubiquitination; negative regulation of double-strand break repair. The transcript is spliced from 6 exons. Gene Ontology annotation, molecular function: cysteine-type deubiquitinase activity; ubiquitin binding. Lineage: Eukaryota; Metazoa; Chordata; Actinopteri; Osteoglossiformes; Osteoglossidae.